Molecule: messenger RNA, 4435 nt
Organism: Gymnodraco acuticeps
Lineage: Eukaryota; Metazoa; Chordata; Actinopteri; Perciformes; Bathydraconidae
Gene: efna3b
Product: ephrin-A3b
Exons: 8
Coding region: 518-1183 (221 amino acids)
Biological process (GO): axon guidance; ephrin receptor signaling pathway
Cellular component (GO): plasma membrane
Molecular function (GO): ephrin receptor binding
Source: RefSeq, a predicted model, not a curated record
GCGUGCGAAUCAGGUGAGACCCCGACAGAGGAGCUGGCUGAGCAGUUUCCCCCCCAGCAGAUUCACCAACUCGUGAACAAACUUCUACGUCAUGUGCUGCUGCAGUCUCGCAUGAUGCAUGAAGACUUCAGGGUCUGAAGCAAGAGAUGACCCUUAGAAACGCACUUGAAAGACAGUGGCAUCAUCCUAAUGCUGUGAGCAUGAAAAACAACGGGGAGUGCAUGAAAACAAGACAAUGAAUAAUGGAAAAGCAAAUAAAGAGCAUAAGCCAGAGACUGCGUAAGCCUUUUCACGGCAGCAGCAACUCUUUCCCAGCGGACAGGACCGUUUCAUGCCAGGUGGAAGACCGACCUCUCUCUUGGACCCCAUACCGGCCUCACACUAUCCUCUGGCGGGCUCAGAAGCAGCAGUUCCUGGCAUUUGCUGGGAUGUUUGAGUCGCGUUGUUUGGUGGGGUGAAGGGACCGAGAGAGUGGCCGAAAGACCGAAGGGACGGAGGCGAGAGAGGAGCCGGGAGCAUGGCUCUGAUAGUGCUGUCUCUCUGGGUGCUAACGAGUCUCACCUGGGCGGAGGUGAUCCCGGUGCCAGCCAACAGGCACUCCGUUUACUGGAACAGCUCCAACAUACAUCUGCGUAGGGAGGGCUACACGAUGCAGGUGAACGUCAACGACUACCUGGACAUCUACUGCCCUCAUUACAACGACAGCCAGCGCAUGGUGGGCACCGGCGAGCAGUACAUCCUCUACAUGGUCAGUUACCGCGGUUACAGGAACUGCGACCCCCAGCUGGGCUUCAAGAGGUGGGAGUGCAACCGGCCCCACGCCCCCCACGCACCCAUCAAGUUCUCCGAGAAGUUCCAGCGCUACAGUGCCUUCUCGCUGGGAUACGAGUUCCACGUUGGACAGGAGUACUACUACAUCUCCACGCCCACCCACCAUCACGGCCGCAGCUGUCUGAGACUACGAGUGUACGUCUGCUGCUCCACGGCCUCUGACGUGGAUGAUGAGCCAGAGCCUACAGAACCAGACUACACGCUUAGACCAGGCCUAAAACUGGAAGAUAGUGAUGAAUAUAACCCUUUCAUUCCCAAACUGGAGAAGAGUGUCAGCGGAAGCAGCCCGUCCAGGGAUCGCCUUCUCCUCACCGUGACGAUGCUCCUUCUGGCCGCUCUCUUCAUCUCCUAGCAACGGCCAUACCCAUCAGUGUCACCAUGCCAACUAGCCUUGGGAGGGUGUACAGUAUCAGCGGGUGGGGGAGUCGAGGGAGGAGGGGGGAGUCAGGAGAGAGAGGAGAGUUAAGAUACCACAAAUAGAGCAGAAGGCGAGAGGAGCAAGAAAUUAGAGUUUUCACGCACCUGUGUGUGUGUGUGUGUGUGUGUGUGUGUGUGUGGUGUGUGUGUGUCGUGUGUGUGUGUGUGUGUGUGUGUGGUGUGUGUGUGUGUGUGUGUGUGGUGUGUGGUGUUGUGUGUGUGUGGUGUGUGUGGUGUGUUGUGUGUGUGUGUGUGUGUGUGUGUGUGUGUGUGUGUGUGUGUGUGUUCAGCUGUGUGUAUGAGGAAGUGUGUGGUUUUCGUGGAGUUGAAAGACCUUGAGGCACUCGGUGACACAAACUGAACCGUAAAGUCAGCCUGUGCAUACAGAUGCAGGUGUGAUAGACUGUGUUUGUGUGAGUGUGUGUUUGUGUGUCUGAACAAGCCACAGGUUGAGCUUGUUGAAUCAUGCACACCACACAAAGCAUUUAUACACCAGGAGAGGCCGGGCUGAAAUCCUAGUAAAAAAAAAAAGCAUCAAAUCCACCCAACCAAUUGAAAACCAUUUGAAGACUUUCCCCUGGAUGUGAUUGGCUGAAACACUUCCUUAGAGCUAGUUGCCAUAGUUUCUUGCAACAAGAAUUAAACUGAACUCAAAUGAACUGAAUCAGAUAGAUUUAAUGAAAACUGAACUGAAAUUGCCUUUUUUGUUGUUGUUGUUGAUGUUGAUGCUGGAGACUUUUCCCAGUCCACGAAAGAAAAAAGGAACCAGCUGAUGAACUGAGCAGGUCCUGUGUAGGAGACUAGUCGAAGUAGCUGAUAUUUCAUAAACACACCCUGGGACUCCAGAAGCCAGUGUUUUAGUUUUCAUCUCCGGUGUCUGCCGUGUCAUCCUGUGUUCACCAUCAGCUCGUCUCUAUGGAAGGGGCUGGACGGGGUCCUGGGGAAACACAGAGCAUUUAAACAAUGAAGCAUUCACUCAAACAAAACAAGAGGGGAUUUACUGUAGAUGUGCCAUUGACACGGGGGGUUUGUUGAUGUUAUAAGUUGCUGUGUCACUUUUCUGUCCUGUAUUUGAAGUACCGAGGUUAAGGAAGAACACGAUGGCUACAGAGCAGCCAUGGAAACAUGCAGCAAUACUGCCCUCCUCUCAACACACUGCAGGCUGUUUUGAGGAGAGCAAGAGGAACAGGGACAAAGGAGAAAGGACAGUCCCUCACACAGGCAUCUAUGAGCGGGUCCAGUCCUGGACAAUAAGCAGCCCUCCACUGAUCAAUGUGGCGCAGCAGUCCGCUCCACCAAUGCCAUCUCUGUAAACCCAUUCAUCAGAUGCCACAUGUAAACGGUUUUCUGUUACUGUUUGAUUGUUAAGUGUGCCUGAAAGAGAAAACAUAUGUCUGAGUGUGCCACAUGUGUGUUUGAGAUUGAGAGAGACUAUUUUAAAUGGUACUAACGGUCAGAAAAUACAUCCACAUUAUGUACAUCUUAUACGUAUGAAAAUGCAAAAAUUUAAAUAAAAACAAACUAAAGCAACAAGUAAUAUACAGUACAUAAAACCAAGUGCUUUGGUGGGGAGCUGCGGCGAUUCAAAACUCAAACAACUAUACCAGUCGGUUGCUUCAGAAUAGUUUCCAUAGCAACUAGCACCUUAUUCACCAUGGUUACCCCACCCUGCCAACGAUGGACUCUAGUAGGGCAUGGCUUACCAUAGUAGCUGAUAAAAACGAUGAUGAUGAUGGUGAAGAUGAUUUUAGUGUUGAUGAAGACCUUGAUGGACUGCGAGCUGACCGGCUCACCCACCGGCAUGUGAGGCGUUAAAGUACGCGUGUAAAUGUCAUAACGGACAAAGAAUGGAAUAACAAUGUCUUUACAUUUGCCAAGGUGAAAUGUAUUGUAAGCAUUUUUACAAACUUGAAGCUCAUUUUCCUUGUGGUUGUUUUUUAAAUCUUGUUUUUAAAUCUCUUAUUUUUUAAUUGCUGUGCUGAAUUUGUUGUUGUCUUGGGAUUGAGCCAUAUGUAAACCUGGGCUGCACUGUGUGAGUCUCUUUGUCAACUUUAAGGUUAAGCUAUCUUGGGUUAGUAUGAUUUCCAGAAAUAUUAAUAUUGACAAAUCAUUUAUGGCUGUGGUUCCCAUCCCUUUUUUUUUUCUAGUGACCCCUUUAAAGGACAGUUCAUCAAUCAUACACAUAAGGAUGACUUUACUCAUGUUGUAAAAUGUUUCCUGUCACACAUAGGGACAUUUUUAAAAUCUGAGAAAAAAUAGACCUACUGUUCAACCAAGAGAUGAUUAUACUUCUUGAACAAGUCAAAUUAUCCAGUCAUCUUAAUCAGAACCGGAAAAUCAUAAGAAAAAGUCCAAAAUCAUAGCAGAUAUUGUGCGGUAGAAUUUCAAUUUUUUGCUUAACGAUCCCAUGACUCGUCAGAUUUGUGUCUGGGUUAAGUCGACCAGGUUGGGAACCACUUAUAACGUUUUAUUUUCAUCAGUGUGCUAGUAGUUCUGUGUAACCUUCCCCAAUGGUUUGUGAGUUAGCUAGAUUCUUUUCUCCACAAAACUUUGGAGAGCACACAUUUUUUAAUGAAUGUAGCUCCUGUCACCCCAAACAAGAGUUUAUACCUUUGGAAAAAAACAUUGAUCAUGUAGUUUUGGAGCAUCAUUGAAAUCAAUACAUUAGUGUGUUAAAGACCCAGGUGUAUAUAUGGCUCAUGAUGGGAGGGUUGUGGGUCCUGGUGUGGAGGCAGAGGGUUACAAACUCUUCAAGAAGUUGCACUUAAGAACUUAGACACGAGAAUAAGAAAGUGUGUGUGUGUCUGUGAGAGAGAGAGAGUAAGAGCCUAUUUCUGUUCAUCACUUCAUCUCUGUGCAGAGCUUUAGCAUCAGAGGCUGUCUGUGUUAGUGUGUGCUGAUGUCAGUGUGUACAUGUGUGUGUGAGCAAAUGAAUGGGUGAGCAAUAGUCUCUUUGUUUCUGCUCUUCCUGUGUGUGUAUGAGCGAGAGUGUGUGACCGAAUGUUGUCUGGCAAAAGAAAAAAAAGCAUUUAAUAGUGUUGGAAACAACAAUUACAAUCAUGUUUACCUUUCGACUGGAAUGACUUUAAAUGAACUUGAAAAUAAAAUGUAAAAUGAACAAACCAUAACAGAGGUUAUAACAAUGAUCAUGAUAACAAAAUAAUAAGCUUACAAAUAUUACUUUUAA